AUGCUCACGUUGAACAGCGCGACCGCGAUGUCGACGACGGCCGAGGCGACGCCGCCGCACUUCUGGUGGCGUGAGAAACGCGUUUUGGCGACAUCGCGCCCUUCGACGCCGCGGCCUUCGAGGUCCUGUCCUCGAAGCCGUUCCAUCGAGUACGAACGUCGGCCCAGCGAGGUGCAUUUCGGUGCCUAUUUUCUUUUUUAGAAACAAUUAUUAAUCUACACUAAGUUCUAAAACUAGCUUUUUCCAAAAAAAAAAAUUAUCCAAGGUCGAUGCAUUGUCGCUAUUGUUCCGAAUGACCAAGCGUGUAUAUUUUCGAGCCUUUUCACCUUAGGAAGACCAAAAAAGCUUUUCUUCAAGCUUUUUCAAAGACAAGGGCGAUGUGAAUGUUUCUUUUCGAUUUGAGAGUUUCCUCUAAACUAAUGGUUUUUGGGACACGAGGCUCUCAAUUUUAACUACUUUCCUUGGUUUCAAAAUGGAGCAGCUGAUUCAGCCCCUCUCUUGUGACAUUUUUCGAGGGUACUGUCAAAAAUGAGCUUUUUUCUUUGGAAUGUGUUGUUUGGUUUUGUCUAAGCGAUUUGAAAUGUGCGAAAGUCAAGGUGAAAUUGAAUUUCGCAAACAUAAACGCGAAGGAAACGAGUCAUGCAUUUGGUAAUCGCCGCUGGGUUUUCUUCGAGGUUUCGAGCUCGAUUGCUCACAAACUUGUUUCAAUUUGCUUUCAUGUUGCGGUUCAGUAAGUUAAUUUCCAAUAAAAAAUUUAAAAUUGUUUCUUUGACUUUGGGGAUUUAAAAAAGGUGAACGGUGAAUACAUCAUUGAUUUUCGGAAACUUUGGUUUUCCAGGGGAUGAACUUCAUCGCGAAGCACUUUUUCGAGUACCAGUCCUUCAUGAAUAUGCCGCACAAAGCCGUCAAUCUCCACAAGCUUGUGAGUUUUCGAGUGCUUUCUGGUGGCAACCUCCGGAACUGAAACCGGAACCAAGACAAGGGCAACAAUUCAAAAGGAGACUUUUCAGCCGGCGUCUCAGGCGGGAAGCGAUCCUUCGGUAGGCUGGGCGCCAAAGUCCAUGCUCAAAGCGGGCAAAAAUCAGCCGGCGCCAGCUUCUCGAGCAAAUCGCAUCCAUAGGUUGACCUGAAUCAUGAGAAAAGACAUUUUUUUUCAAUUUCAGAGAUCCUAGACCAAACGGAACGAAGUAUGGCCGAGCCGGCAAGCAUGAACAUCGCGAGUGGGGCGACCGGCAUGGAGGUUCGAAUUUUCUCCCUGUUUAUCAGGAAAAGAUAUUUUAUGCUUGUGGUUUUAUUUCUCAAAAGAAUUUCGGUAUAUUGUCGGCUGAGAUCAUAAAUGGGCACUAAAGGUAUGACUUUUCUUUUUUCUGAAAUUCAACUUUUUUGCCUCUUUCUGUGAGUUAGUUUAGUCUAAUCAGUUAUUUUUCACGUGAAAACUCGAAUUUAUGCUUAAUCCAUUUGAAGAAAUCUUUUCAGAACUGAAGGACGAGAAGGUGGCUCCGCACAAGGACGCCUGGACCAAAUUCCUGUCCAACGAAGAUCCUGGCCAGCGGACUGCUUUCGAGUGCGAUUUUGAAGAUCGCGUACUUUCUGUUCGUUUUUUCAUAUUUUUAAAAAAGUUUUUUUUCCCAGCAUCUCAUACCCAUUAAGCUAUUUAUUUAGGUCUUUAGAAGAGGUCUUUUUCUGGAGAAUUGUGAAUGGAAAGUUUUUUUUUCAGACCGAAGACGAAACUUUACCUGAAAGGUUAUCACGAGCAUCACCGGAGAGCAUACGGCUGACCACGCUCUACGCGACGAAUAAGGUACCAACAAAAUUUGUUCAAUUUUCACUAUUGAUUUUCAGGCGGACGCCACCGGAUCCUGUGAACUUUUGACAAUUUUGACCUACGCCCAAUCGGUUCAGUUCGUCACGGCUACCGUCAAAAAGGCCAAAGGGCUUCCUUUUAAUAAUGGUUAGUUUCAUUUCUUCAUUCUUAAAAAACAACAGAAAACGUUGAAAAUCUACUUUUUCCAGGUCCAUUCGCUCGUGUGAUGUUGUUCGACGGACGGAGGCUUCUCGAACAGAAACAGACGACCAUAAAUCCGUCGAUCCUCCACAAAUCUUCCCUUGAGUAAGUCUCAUACCCUACUUUUUGAUUAGGAGGUUACACUAGUUGCAUGCAAAACUUGAAUAGAUCUUCCUUUCAUUUCAUAGCUUUGAACUUCAUUUUGCAGCGGAUCAAAACCGUCGUCGAGCUCAGCGUGUUCAUCGACGUCUUCGUCGUCAACACAUGGCGACGCCGCUUUUUCAGAAUCUUUCCUGUUUCACAUUCCGCCGUGCAAGCUGGACAAGGCACACAUCGUCAUCGAAGUGAGUUUGAGUUUUCAUCAAAAUUGUAGAAAUUAAGAAUGAUUUCAGGCUCAAUUGAUCACAUUUAUGCCCUGUUAAUUUUCGCGAAUUUCUAAGUUAUCUUUGACUCUCCAAAAAUUCGCUAUCUUUUUCUCUCUCUAACGGCUUUUUUGAAUUUCGUGUGAUUCCUUUGGUGUGAAAUUCUUAAAAAAUUGUCGCAAAGAUCAUCGUGAAAAAAAGAAAAGAAAAACGUUUGUUCGAUGUUCAGGAAGUUGUAAAAGUUUUAUUUUUUCCGUAUUAUCAUCUUCACAUUCAUUUUGAUAAACUUUCAAAAAUCUGAAAUAUUCUGUUGGGAUUUCGGGUGAACUGACAUCCUAUUUUACGGCUCUGCCUUCUGCUCAUACAUAAUUUUGAGCGAAAAGCACAAGUUUCAUUGUUUUUUUUUGAGCUUAAAACUAAUUUUAUUUCUUUUCACUAUAAUUUUCCAGAUGUACGACCACGACGAAGAAGGACGGACACGCAAAAUUGGCCACUGUGCGAUUGGCCGCAUGAGCGAAGGAACAGGCCACGCCCACUGGAUCCAGAUGGUCCGACAGCACGGCCUUCCUGUCUGCAUGUGGCACAAGAUCUCCGUGUCUUGA
Messenger RNA from Caenorhabditis auriculariae, 2969 nucleotides. NCBI's taxonomy places the organism in Eukaryota, Metazoa, Nematoda, Chromadorea, Rhabditida, Rhabditidae. The record is from the annotation of a GenBank genome assembly.